This is a messenger RNA of Bactrocera oleae (olive fruit fly), 4120 nucleotides long. RefSeq names its product piwi like RNA-mediated gene silencing protein aubergine (gene aub). The record is from RefSeq and is a predicted model, not a curated record. Gene Ontology annotation, molecular function: RNA endonuclease activity; protein binding; piRNA binding. NCBI's taxonomy places the organism in Eukaryota, Metazoa, Arthropoda, Insecta, Diptera, Tephritidae. Gene Ontology annotation, biological process: regulatory ncRNA-mediated gene silencing. Gene Ontology annotation, cellular component: P granule.
UGAAACGGCACUAAGUAGAUUUAUAUAAUGUUUUGAGGCGCUCUCACACUGGAAAGAGUUGGGCAUUCCAUUAUCAUCCUUGCCAUUAUCCCUGAUACUUGCUAUGGGUCUGUUGAAGCGGACGGUAGAAGCGAUGGUGACUGUUCAUUUACAUUUCGCUUUCAUAAGAUAGGUCGUAUCAGCUGAUUCGGUCCACGGUUUUGCGUCGGUGACUGUUUGUACUAUACAUUUUCUACAUUCAGUUUCUUAUCCUAUCCCCAAAUUUUUCUUCGCUUAUAUACGCGGUACAAAAAUCUUUUUGUUUAGCAAGUUUUUGUAUCCCUAUUCCGCCUUUUCUAAAACAUUUCGGAUGCGUUCGCAGAAAGUUCGGCAACACGAGGCGCCAUGUGAAUGCAAUGACGAACACCAGAAGAAAUUUUUCCGAUAAUAAUAAUGAGCAACAAAAGCAUCGAUAACCCUUAAUGUAUAACUGUUUACUAUAAAACUCAACUGUACUUGGUUUUGGAUCUAUUGACAAAGGUCUGAUGCCAUGGGGCAAUUAUGGGGCUGCCAAACUAAUGCUAUUUAAUUAUUAAGUGUGCAUUCUGUGGUUACUUAAUUUAUUGAAGUAUAAAUAUUAUAUAUACGUUGUAUGGAUUUCUUUUUGUGAAUUAAAAUAAGGUACUUAUUAAUAUAUUUAUUAUCUUGUUUUCUAUUUAAAAUGUUAUAGUAUUUAUUAUAAAAUGUUUGGAGUUACUUAUUAUACAUCCGACAACUUUUUUCUUAAAGUAGCUAUAUCCGACACACUUUGGUAUGCAAUCCUUUCACCAUACCGACAUACAUAAUAAUUUUAGAUUCUUCAUUGGCUAUGUGUAAACAUGUACGAGAAACAUAUUGAUGAUGUAAUAGUAUCUCUCAUAUAAAUUUAUUAGAGUAGCGUUUUAUAUAUGAGCAAUUGUAAGCACAUAGCACCAUAUAGGACAAACUUUUAUGACACACAGGCGACUUUUAUAAAUUACAAUGUUUCUAUGUAAAAGUUUUUGCAAAUCUCAUAUAAUGCCCUAAAGUGUGGCAACUCUAACGUGAAUGUCGAACUCGGUUGGCGUGCAUUUAUUUAAUAACGGCUAUACGUUGUUGCUUGUUGCUUGUUUCUUAUUUUACAUAUUGUAUCCAUAGUUUGGAAGCACGUUUUGAAGGAUGGAAAAAUUAUCAGGUGCUGGUCGCUCCAGAGGUCGAGGGCGAGCGACAAAUCCUCAGCAACCUCGAGUUGAAAACCGGAACACACGGGGUGAGCAAAAUGCCGAUGCACCUAGGCCUUCAAGGAGGUUUACUCAAGCUCCAUCAACAUCUGCAUGGGGUCAGCCAAAUUCAGGAGUCGCUCGUGGUUCAGGUUUGCAACAGCAAAGUUGCAGUACUGCGCCCAUGCAGCAGCGCGCACCUGCACCAGUUAUGCAAGGAAGAGCCACUGCACACCGAGAAAUGGCAAUAGGAGAUGCGCCUAUUGUUAGAGAGGAUUCUCGGGGAGCAGUGCGGGGAAAGCGUAUAAUAACUGAAGUUGUAACUUCUCGUCCUCCCACUUGUGUUACGAAAACAGGUCAAACUGGGAGAAAGGUGGUUAUUCAGACAAACUAUUAUCGUAUUUUGAAGAAACCAAAGUGGUCUAUACAUCAAUAUCGCGUUGACUUUGCGCCAGACGUUGACAUGGUGCGCGUAAGACGUGCUUAUUUAGCACAUCAUAAAGAAAUAUUUGAAGGAUAUAUUUUUGAUGGAACUGUUUUAUUUUGUACAAAAUACCUAGAGAAACAGCAAUUAGAACUUUUAACGAAGAACCGAGAAGGUGAAACCAUUCAAAUAAAAAUGAAAUACGUUGGGCAGUUGGAAGUUACCGAUGCACAACAACUUCAAGUAUUAAACCUUAUUUUACGUCGCGCUAUGGAGGGUCUUAAAUUACAACUCGUUGGACGUAGCUUCUUCGAUCCAAAAGCAAAACAUUCUCUUAAUGCCUAUUGUCUUGAAUUAUGGCCUGGUUAUCAGACUUCCAUACGUCAACACGAGCAAGAUAUCUUGUUAUGUGCGGAAAUAGCGCAUAAAGUAAUGCGCACUGAUUCUGUGUAUAAGACUUUACAAGAAUGCCACAAUAAAUCGGAUCCACUUAACUCAUUUAAACAUGAAGUUAUCGGUGCUAUUGUCCUUACAGAUUACAAUAAUAAAACAUAUCGAGUGGAUGACGUCGACUUUGAGUCUUCUCCAAUGUCUAAAUUCAAAACAAAAGAUGGUGAUAUUUCCUAUAUGGAAUAUUACAAAAAGCGUUAUAAUCUUCAUAUAAAAGACGCAAAACAACCUCUAUUGGUAUCUCGACCAACAGAACGUAAUAUACGGGCUGGUCAAAAUGAGUUUAUAAUGUUGAUUCCAGAGUUGGCACGCUCAACUGGACUCACUAACGCCAUGAGAAGUAAUUUUAGUUUAAUGAGAGCAAUGAGUGAAUUUACUCGUUUGGCGCCUGAUAGACGUAUUGAACGUUUGAGAAUAUUCAACAAGCGUUUGAAUGAGACACCUGAGAGUGUUGGAGUUCUAAAUUCUUGGAGUAUGCAAUUAGAUAGAAAUCUCGUCGAAGUUCCAGGGCGUAUUUUGCCGCAGUGUCGAAUAGCCUUUGGUAACAAUGAACGAUAUGAUUGUAAUAGUACUGCUGAUUGGACAAAAGAACUUCGCAACAAAUCAAUGUACAAGAAUAUAGAUAUAACAAGAUGGUGCGUGAUAGCCCUUAAAAGAAAUUUAAGGGAAAUUCAAAAUUUCGUACAAAUGUGCAUAAGAGCAGCCAAUGGUAUGAAGAUGCGAAUUGCUGAACCCAUGUACCAACAAAUAUUAGACGAUCGUAAUGGCACUUAUUCACAGGCCAUUAAUACAUCUGUAGCCGGUGAUCCUCAAAUGUUAAUGGUAGUAUUGCCGGCUGCCAAUGAAGAAAAAUAUAGCUGUAUAAAAAAAAAAUGUUGCAUUGAUCGUCCAGUACCGUCUCAGGUUGUAACUCUUCGAACUAUUGCUCCUCGAGGUGACAGAGCUUCUGGGUUAAUGUCUAUCGCAACUAAAGUGGUAAUACAAAUGAAUGCCAAGCUUAUGGGGGCACCUUGGAUGACAGAAAUUCCAAUAAGUGGUUUAAUGACAGUUGGUUUUGAUGUCUGCCAUUCAGGCAAAGAAAAAAAUAAAUCAUAUGGAGCUUUGGUUGCAACAAUGGAUUUGAAGUCAAAACCCCAUUAUUUCUCCACAGUUUCACAACAUAUGAAAGGACAAGAGCUUUCGAAUGAUAUAUCCAUGAAAAUGACGUAUGCUCUAAAAGCAUAUCGACUUGAACACGGCAUGUUGCCAAAAAGAAUCCUGUUUUAUCGUGAUGGAGUGGGUGAUGGACAAUUGCCCCAGGUGUUUAACACUGAAGUUAAGUUUUUAAAAGAUAAAUUAGAUGAGAUUUACAAAAAUGCUGGAGAGCCGACACCUUGUCCCAUGGCUUUUAUAGUGGUUUCAAAACGCAUAAAUACACGUUAUUUUAUUACUGGCAGAAAUCCACCUCCAGGAACCGUGGUUGACGAUGUCAUUACUUUACCUGAACGAUAUGAUUUCUUUUUAGUUUCGCAGUCUGUGCGUCAAGGUACGGUGUCGCCUACGAGUUAUAAUGUCAUUUAUGACACUAUGGGUCUCGAUGCCGACAAAAUACAAAUGUUAACGUACAAAAUGACACACCUUUAUUAUAAUUGGAGCGGAACUUGUCGCGUACCUGCAGUAUGCCAAUAUGCGCACAAACUAGCAUUCCUAGUAGCUGAGAGCCUUAAUCGUUUACCGCACAACGCAUUGGAAAAGCAACUCUAUUUUUUAUGAAAAAUUUAUAUUUUUUUUUAUUUUAUCUAAUUGAAUAAUGUUUGAUUGACAACUUUUUAUAUACAUACGUUUAAUCCCAACACUUCAUUUGCAUACAUUUUAUGAAUAUAUAUUAAUACCUAUAUCAUUUUUAUUUUUGAAAUGCAUUAUUUUUUAUGUAUUCCGAAUAUGUACAUUUAAAACUUUUUUUUUGUACUUUUGGAACUAAAAGUACUUAUAUUGAUGUUUAUUAUUAUUAUUAAUGUUAAUAAAAAGUGGAUUAUUUUUUUACUGUGGA